Messenger RNA from Funneliformis geosporum, 537 nucleotides. The record is from the annotation of a GenBank genome assembly. Lineage: Eukaryota; Fungi; Glomeromycota; Glomeromycetes; Glomerales; Glomeraceae.
CAUACAGAUCAUGAAGCAACUAAUGCCUCGCAAGAUUAUGAAAGAAAUUCAGGUGCUUCUUCAGCAUCUAAUACUUGUCCAAAUACAACAAUUUCGUCUCUAGUAUAUCAAAAUACAACAGUUUCAUCUCCAGCAUAUCCAAAUACAACAGUUUCGCCUCUAUCAAAUCCAAAUACAAUAAUUUCGUCUCUAGUAUAUCAAAAUACAACAGUUUCGUCUCCAGCACAUCCAAAUACAACAGUUUCGCCUCUAUUAAAUCCAAAUACAAUUUCGUCUCUAGCAUAUCAAAAUACAACUGUUUCGUCUCGAGCAUAUCAAAAUACAAUGGUUUCACAUCCAGAACAUCAAAAUACAACAGUUUCGUCUUCAGCCCAUCCAAAUACAACAGUUUUGUCUCCAACUACUAUCUUGGAAACAAAUAUUUCAGUUAUAACCGAAACUGCUAUUAAUGCAUUUGAUACUCCUCAAGGAGAAACUUCAUUGCAAAAAACAAAAUCUAGAAAGAGAUCCAAAGAUGAUAAUGGUAAAAUGGUAUAG